Molecule: messenger RNA, 168 nt
Organism: Acanthamoeba castellanii str. Neff
Lineage: Eukaryota; Discosea; Longamoebia; Acanthamoebidae
Exons: 1
Source: RefSeq, a predicted model, not a curated record
GGCAAGCGCGUGGUCGACGUUGCGUGCGGCGAGCACCAUGUGUUGUUCAUCACGGGCCAAGGCGAGGUCUAUUCGCUCGGUACCGGCGUACUGGGCGCCCUCGGGCAAGGCACAACGGUGGACCAGCUCGUGGAGCCCAAGCAGAUCUUGGCACUACAAAAGGUGCAC